AACUUCCGUUAAAAUGGCACCAUAAUUAAUUCAUCUUGUCUUUUGACUCUACUACUGAACACUCUCAGGUUGGGGACAAGAUGGAGCCAAUCAAAUCACUGUGGAAGAAUUUCAUGUCAGAAGGGCACCGCCCUCCAGAAAAAGACUCAAAAGUUGUGGUCAUUGACACCAUCAUUCAUGAGCUUGAAUACCACAUCAAGGAACUGGAACGUAUUUCACACGAAAAAGAGGUUGACGACAGACGUCGGAAUACAGGUGUAGACUACAGUUGGUUAAUGAGUACAACUCCUAAAGGUUUUGAAAUCCCCCAACUUCAAAGACUAGAACUAGAAGAGCUGUGUUACAAAGUAAAACCAGAUGAAUGUGGAAAAAUCUUGUCUUUAUUUAGAGAUGCUCUAUUUAAUGACCCUUUACCGUCCCAUCUACCUCGAAUCAUGAGGUCCUGUAUAAUUCAGGUGUUAGAGCAAAGACCCAAGGAAGAAACCCUCAGCGAGUGGGUCACAAAGCGAACACUUAGUCUCACCAGAAUCCGUCCAAAUCCAAAAGUCUCUCCUUCACAGCAGGGAGAUCCUGAAGCUCCAAGCCAAGAAGAAAAUAGAAGAUGUUACAGUACACCUAUUUUACAAGCAACUACUGUCCAGGAAUUCAGACAAGGGGUUGAUACUCUACCUGUUUGAAUUAAUUUUCCUAGUCUUAAUCAACAAAUGACUCAAAGUAGAUAAAUCUUAUUGCAGUGCUGAAUACAUUUUACAAAUUGAUUAUUGUUGGUGCUAGAUUUCUAAGUCAGCAUAUUUUUAGCUACUUAUUUUAGUCUCUGUACAAUUUUUGCCAUAAAGGUUUAACCUAAUCACAAGAUGUCAAAAUUAGAGCUUUAAUGAAUCAUAUUCAGAUUCUGAAUAGAAAGUCAAAAAUUUACAUAUUUGAUUAGAUAAACUAGAUUUUUAUAUGUACCAUUAUUGAAUGUAUAUUAGAGGUAACAAAAAUUCUUGCAUCCAUGUAUAAAUUGGUGAUUUAUUUUAAAGAAUGCUUUGGCAUUAGUAGUUUCCAGACAAGUAGUCUGUGAUUAUUCAAACAAAUUGCGUACGAACAAGCAAAAUACAUGAAAUACAAAGGUAUUUGCUGAAUGCUUCUCAACCCAAUUUUUAGGGCAAACAAAGAGAUUUUUAAAGAUGGCCUUAUCAUGAUUAUUAUGUAUUUCAAAUUUAUAUUUAACAUUUGUUUUAUAUUUUCUAUAUUAAAUUCAAAAUGUUCAGUAUACAAAGAAAAAUUGUAAAGUAUACAAAGAAAAAAGUCUGAAAAUUUAAUGUCGGAUGAUAUUUUGAUAUUUCAGUACUCAUAUCUUCAUCACACAUAAUCAAUAUUUCCUUAUAUCAUCCUAGCUCUAAUGAGUUGUGGGCCAAAUAUUACCAUUUUACAAUAUUUGUUGAACAAAUUUUUCCACUGCCAGUCAUUAUUCUUAAAUUCUUUUUGAAGUGCGCCAUAUACAUCUAAAAUUCUAUCAGGGUUGAAUAAUCAUUUUAUAUCUUGAAAUAUUUAUUAGAAAUUCUAGUACAGCCUUCCAGUCAAAUUUGGAAGGUUUAUCAAUGACACAACCAUGAGCAAGAUAGUGUUACAAAAUUUGGUGUUUUUUUUUCUUGAUUGUCAAUGCUUAUUCUAAUGGUUAGUGAGUGAAAAAUUAAAUUAGAGUGUAAUAGACAAUUUAUUGUAGUGUUUUUGAUGUUGCUUUUUAUCAUGUAUAUUACCAAAACUCAAAUAAUUUUUGUUGUGGUUCAUCAUGUCUAUAACAAAAAUCAAUCAAGAACAAAGAGAAAAAUCAGCCUUUUUUAUCUUUAAUCUGACUGUGAUUAAAACGUGUUAAAACUUAGAAGAUAAAUUCAAUACAUUAAUAAUCAUAUUUAUAUUUUAGAUUCAUAUCAUAGAAGCACCAUUUUUUUUUGUCACAUGAAGUGUACAAUGUAAAAACAUUGAAAGGCAGAGAUGAUAUUUUUUUUCAUACAUUACUAAUAUCUGGAAAGCUUUACAUGUAGGAUUUGUCAGUCUCCAUGCUCAACAAUUAUGAUUUGCCCUAAUUUUUUUUACAUACAGAGUUUUGACAUACAUGUAUCUUGAGGGGUUCUAUAUGAAGACGAUAUGCAGUAAGACAGAGCAACAUAAUGAAUUAAUGCAUAAUUAUGGCAAAGACUUUUGUUCCCUGUAGUUUUAAAUCAUUUUUUGAACUUAUCAGAUUAGUUGAAUUUUGUCUACAUGAAUAAAUAAAAAUUGUUUUUCCUUGGCUGUCCGUUACAAAUUUUGAAACAUGCUUACAUGGGUAAAAGAGUAGUUUUUUUUUUUGUUUUUUUUUUUUUUUUUAAUGAAGUAAACUGCUUUAAUAAGGUUACUGAAUAUUGAACUGGAACAUUCAUCACCCUCUGAAAAUCAAAUAUACUUGUUUGUCAGCAGAAAAGUACACUUAUGUGUACAUGCUCAAAGUAAAACUAGUCUAUUUAGUGGGAAGCUUUUAAAUUUUUUUUUUUUAAGCAUACAUAGGAUUUGAAUUUUGCUGAAAGAAUUCCAUUACAAUAUUCCAGGUGUCAGAGAAUCAUCUGGCACACAAUGCAUUCCAGAAUAGAUUUUUUUUAUAACCAACGAACCAAAACCUAAAAUAAAAGCAGAGAAUUUUUCACCAUAAAAGAAUUGAUUAACAGAACAUUAUUAUUAAUCACAAUAAUUCUUAAGUUAGCAUUGUCCAUGCCAGUCUUGUAUGUUGUAUUCAACAAGGCAUUAUUGUGUAUCUAUGUUAUUGUGUUCUUACUUAAACUGGAGGUCAUUUGUGUUAUGUAAAUGUAGCUUAUGUUUGUAGAUUCCUUUCCAAAGUGAUUAGUGUUCAACAUUACCUCAUAUUUUUCCAGAAACUUCCUGUUCGUUCAUGUAUAUAUUUUACCCAGUUUUGAUAAAUUUGAUGUGCUUAUAUUUAAUGAGCAUUUUUUAAAAUUAUAAUUACCUUGUUAAUUGCUUGAUUAAGGAUGAUUCCAAUGUUGUUGUUCAUUCUUGUAAAAGUAAAGUAUUAUUUAC
Molecule: messenger RNA, 3051 nt
Organism: Saccostrea echinata
Lineage: Eukaryota; Metazoa; Mollusca; Bivalvia; Ostreida; Ostreidae
Product: protein RD3-like
Exons: 2
Coding region: 81-677 (198 amino acids)
Source: RefSeq, a predicted model, not a curated record